AACUCCAAAUGAUACAUACUACUGUUACAAAUUGGGUGAUUCAGCGGGAGGCUGUUGAACUUUCCUCUUUUAUUAUCACAGGCACCAGCCUCUCGAGCUUUCGGGCUCUCAACAGUCCAUAAAUAUCGUGCAUAAGCUUCUAGGCACUCCCACAAACUCGUAUAGAUUCAUUUCCCAUAGAUUGCUUCUUCCGCAUAUAUCCAGCAGUGCAGACUGCAGCGGUGCAGCCUGAUAACGUAUUUGAAUUGUGAAUUGAUUACAUAAGCGAAUAAAGAUGGAGGGCAUAAUUGUUAGGAGGGUAAUUCCUUCAGAUAACAGCUGCCUGUUUAAUGCUGUUGGGUAUGUUAUGGACCAUGACAAAAACAAAGCAUCUGAGCUGAGACAGGUAAUAGCUGCAACAGUGGCCAGUGAUCCAACAAAAUAUUCUGAAGCAUUCCUUGGAAAGCCAAAUGAAGAGUACUGUGCUUGGAUUCUAGACCCAGAAAAGUGGGGAGGAGCGAUAGAGCUUUCAAUAUUGACAGAAUAUUAUGGACGUGAAAUUGCAGCAUAUGAUAUUCAAACCGCAAGAUGUGAUUUAUAUGGACAGGGGAACUACUAUAAUGAGAGAGUUAUGCUGAUAUAUGAUGGACUGCAUUAUGAUGCUUUAGCCAUGUCUCCAUCUGAUGGAGCUCCAGAAGAAUUUGAUCAGACAAUAUUUGCUGUUCAAAAGGACCAGACCAUUGGACCAGUGGAGGGGCUUGCUCGUAACCUGGUGAAGGAGCAACAGAGGAAAAGGAUUUACACUGACACUGCUAAUUUCACUCUGCGUUGUGGAGUCUGCCAAAUUGGAGUGAUUGGACAGAAGGAGGCUGUGGAGCAUGCACAAGCAACAGGCCAUGUAAAUUUCCAAGAAUACAGAUGAAAGAAUCUACAAAGGUGUGAAGAAAAAGAAAGUCUGAUAAAUCGAUCCUUCUUCUUCUUUGAAAGAAAAAUAUGUCUGUAUUCCUCCUAGGCAGUUCCUGAGUUGUGGCUGUACCACUGAGUUGCGUCCCUUCUUUGUUUUAUGGGAUCAGUAAUCUGGUCACGUUUAUCUCUUGUGAGGUACUGAACAUAUACAUUUACAAUUUACAAUUUGACACAGAGAGGAGGAGGAAAUAUGUCCUUGGUUCUUACUUCUCUCCCCUUGUUUAGUAGAAGUCAGCAGAGUUUCGCUCUUAACUUUGAUACUGGUCCACUUUUUACUGCUUUUUAGCUAUAAGGAGUGCGCGCCAUGUUCGCCAUUGAUCAAUAAAUUCUAAUACUUCUGCUUU
Molecule: messenger RNA, 1289 nt
Organism: Coffea arabica (coffee)
Lineage: Eukaryota; Viridiplantae; Streptophyta; Magnoliopsida; Gentianales; Rubiaceae
Product: OVARIAN TUMOR DOMAIN-containing deubiquitinating enzyme 2-like
Biological process (GO): endoplasmic reticulum unfolded protein response; ERAD pathway; protein deubiquitination
Cellular component (GO): cytosol; nucleus
Molecular function (GO): cysteine-type deubiquitinase activity
Source: RefSeq, a predicted model, not a curated record